CCCUCGCUUACACAGUAUGGCCGGCGACAUUAGCUAGCGCUCGCUCUAUGCUCUUCUCUGUAACGGGAAACAGCGGAGUACAUGAGACUGAACUGCAUCUGCCUCUAUAUCCAACACGGACUCGCAUCAACUUUCGCUCAAAAGGCAAAAAAAACAAAAACAAACCUCCGGGGAAAUUUAUUCUUUUUUUUUUUAAAGUUAAUAUAAAAAUCACAAGCUAGAAGAAAAAAAACAACACACCUCCUGAACUUUAGAGAAGCAGCAGGAACAAUCCGCAGCGGCGGGAGAAGAAGAGAUUUAAUUUAGUUGUUGAUUUUCUGUGGUUGUUGGUUGUUCGCUUGUCUCACGGUGAUGGAAGCUGCACACUUCUUCGAAGGGACCGAGAAGCUGCUGGAGGUUUGGUUCUCCCGGCAGCGGCAAGACGAAAGCAAAGGAUCCGGGGAUCUCCGCACCAUCCCAAGGUUUGAGUGGGACAAACUUUUGGAGAAUGUGCAUUGUUUGAUCAUAAGUGUGACAAAAACUGACAAGCAGGAAGCUUAUGUACUCAGUGAGAGUAGCAUGUUUGUCUCCAAGAGACGUUUCAUUUUGAAGACAUGUGGUACCACCCUCUUACUGCAAGCACUGGUUCCCCUGUUGGAGCUUGCUAGGGAGUACAGUGGGUUUGACUCAAUUCAGAGCUUCUUUUAUUCUCGUAAGAAUUUCAUGAAGCCUUCCCACCAGGAGUACCCCCACAGGAAUUUCCAGGAAGAAGUAGAAUUCCUCAAUGAAAUUUUCCCAAAUGGAGCAGCAUAUUGUAUGGGGCGUAUGAAUUCUGACUGCUGGUACUUGUACACUCUGGAUUUCCCAGAGAGUCGAGUGAUUAAUCAGCCAGAUCAGACACUGGAAAUUCUGAUGAGUGAGCUUGAGCCAGCAGUUAUGGACCAGUUCUACAUGAAAGAUGGUGUUACUGCAAAUGAUGUCACUCGUGUGAGUGGAAUUCGUGACCUGAUACCAGGUUCUGUCAUUGAUGCUACAAUGUUCAAUCCUUGUGGCUAUUCAAUGAAUGGGAUGAAAUCGGAUGGAACUUAUUGGACUAUUCACAUCACUCCAGAACCAGAGUUUUCUUAUGUUAGCUUUGAAACUAACAUAGGCCAAACCUCCUACGAUGAUCUAAUCAGGAAAGUCGUGGAAGUCUUCAAGCCAGGAAAAUUUGUGACCACCCUCUUUGUAAAUCAGAGCUCUAAAUGUCGCACAGUGUUUUCUUCUGCCCAAAAGAUUGAAGGGUUUAAACGUCUUGACCGCCAGAUUGCUCAAUUCAAUGAUUACAACUUCGUUUUUACCAGUUUUGCUAAGAAUCAGCAGCAACAGCAGAGUUGAUUAAGAAAAAUGAAGAAAAAACGCAAAAAGAGAACACAUAUAGAAGGUGGUGGCUGCUUUCUAGAUAAUGAAACAGGGGGCCAUGCUUUCCACACCCACCACCUUGUAGUUGGGGAAAUCCCUAGAUGUAAUCAUAGUAUAAUCAUUUUGAAUUGUAUGCAUUAUUAUAUCAAGGAGUUAGAUAUCUUGCAUGAAUGCUCUCUUCUGUGUUUAGGUAUUCUAUGCCACUCUUGCUGUGAAAUUGAAGUGCAUGUAGAAAAAACCUUUUACUGUUUGAGACUUUACAACACUUGUAAAAACGAUUCGAUUAGGAUUAUGUGCAGUGUAGUUUUUCUCCAGGUGUCGCCAAAAAUUCCCCACAGACAAGGCUUUCGUCCUCAUUAGAUGUUGGCCUCAGCCUACUCAUCUGGGACUGUUCUGUUAAAUUGCCAGACUUUUUUUUUUUUUUUUUUUGACGUGCGGUAACCCUCCAAUAUCUAGAAUACGGUUCUCUUUCACCAACUCAAAUUCUGGUUCUCACACACUGAAUCAUAGGUCCUGGACUUGAGGUGGUGUGAAACUUUUUUUCUCUCAGAAGAUGUUUCUCAAAGCAGUUAAUUGACUACUACAGCUGAUUGUGCUUUCUCUUAAGGAGUAGAAAAUUACUUUUCUCCCUGCUUCUAAAAUAGUCGUUUAAGGUUACUGAUUUUUUUUUUUCCCCUCUGAAAGUAAAGCAAUACACUAUUUCACUAUGGGUGGACACUUGCCUUUCACUUCUGAAAACCUGGGUUUGGAUCUUAAUUUAGGUCAAGCGAGUUUUAUACACCUGCAAGAGUCAGUUUGGUACCAGUGAGGAUAGGUCAAGGGUUGCGGCACGUUUGCAGAGCUCAGUUGUGGUUACGUGCGAGACUUUCACCGUGCCGUUCUGCUUUACUUGACUAUAACCAGUGCUACUAAAUCUUCACAGACUAAUUUAACUAAAAUUCUUUUUGGAAAAAAUGGCCAUUGAGAAGGGAGACAGCCAGAAAGGCUGUGGUAUUUACUUAGGUGAGCCAGUCAGCUUGGAUCCUUCACCAAAACAUCUCCAUUAGCCAUUUCUUUGUCUAAACAAUAUACUGUAAUCUGGUCCAACCGUGACUUCAUCUUUAUUGUCCCAAGCAGAAUCAAUGCCUUUUUAUCUUGUGACUGAAAGUCCUGUGAGCUUGUGGUGCAUGUGACUGUUACAACGUGUUUUGAUAGUGACUUCAUCUGUUUUUCCUCUUAACGUGGUGAUUCCUUUAACAUGAUUUGGUGGCAUCAAGUGAAUGACUGCAUUACAUGAGAAUUGUCUGGAUUAUCUAGACAGGCAAGGAGGUAGAAUGCUAUUCGUGGACAUAAGGCGUGUAAUUUGAACAGAGGCACUUAGUGGGUAUGGACUGAUAGUGCAGGCUUUCAAGAGUUGGCAUAUUUCCAGCUGCUUGCAGAUACAGUACUGCGAGAUUUUUAGCAGCUGAGACCACCAGAGUGAACUUCAAUUGAAUAUUUUCCUCUUGUCCUCUCAAUAUUGUUUUGACUAUUUCUGGAUUGAUGCAAUGGUGUUUUGUUCCUUCCGUAUUUAUAAACGAAACACCCUUUUUUAGUGUUUCUAAACUUAAAAUCUGCUUGGUGAGCAAUCAAGUGGUUGGAACACUGUUUUGACUUUUUUUAAGCAUGUUGUUGGUGGAAGGCUUCAUUUAAAGAAACUUUCUACCAGCAUGAUCAAUCUGCUUUUGUAACCUGUGAUACGGCACCUGUACCUGUCGGUGUCUGACAUUUUUUGAGGACCAAUACUUCCAAGCGGAUUUUGUUCUUGAACAGUGCCCCAAGAGAUUUGCUAUUUUUUGCUGUUGUUGGCUCGAGGUCUGGUUAAAAGACUCAAGAUCCCUUUCUGAGUUAAGUUUAAAAAUGCACAGAUUUAUAUUAAGUGUGAAAACCUAAUAAGCAUCUGAUAGAAAAAUGAAAGCUGUUGGAUAUUAAUCUAAAUAAAUCUAGUAUGAUCAGAAGAGGGGAAGUUUUGGUGUCAUAAUUUCCUCCCUUCAUGGUGUUGGACUUAAUCAAAAUGUAUUUUAAGAUAUCUGUACCACAAAACCUAACGCUUCAAUAAAAGUUUGCUUAAUUCAUUGUCGAGUGA
This is a messenger RNA of Ornithorhynchus anatinus (platypus), 3484 nucleotides long. RefSeq names its product adenosylmethionine decarboxylase 1 (gene AMD1). Lineage: Eukaryota; Metazoa; Chordata; Mammalia; Monotremata; Ornithorhynchidae. The record is from RefSeq and is a predicted model, not a curated record. Gene Ontology annotation, biological process: spermidine biosynthetic process; spermine biosynthetic process. Bases 352 to 1356 code for a protein of 334 amino acids. The transcript is spliced from 9 exons. Gene Ontology annotation, molecular function: adenosylmethionine decarboxylase activity; putrescine binding. Gene Ontology annotation, cellular component: cytosol.